Molecule: messenger RNA, 1566 nt
Organism: Orbilia oligospora ATCC 24927
Lineage: Eukaryota; Fungi; Ascomycota; Orbiliomycetes; Orbiliales; Orbiliaceae
Exons: 2
Coding region: 1-1566 (521 amino acids)
Cellular component (GO): endoplasmic reticulum
Molecular function (GO): ubiquitin binding
Source: RefSeq, a predicted model, not a curated record
AUGUCUUCCUCCGCCGGUGAUAUCUCAAACCUCUCACAGGCUCAGCAGGAAGCCCUCGCCCAAUACCUCUCCGUCACAAAUUCGGACACUACACAAGCUAUAUCUCUGCUCGGAAGGUGUCAGUGGAACGUCGAGAUCGCAAUAACCCGCUUCUUCGAUGGAGAACCCGCCGUAGAUCCCGUAGCCGAAGCACAAGCCCAAGAAGCCGCCGUCAGAGCUGCUGCCGCCCAACGUCCCCCUCCCGUACCCCUCCAGCGUCCGCCUCAUCCCCUCAUAGGGAACCCCAGAUCCUCAGCUUCGUCUUCUCGUUCCCGAUCUAGCGAUAUAAUACCCGCCCCUCGAAUAGUCCCCCAACCGAACAUAUCCGCCCGCCGUCCACCCAGUAUCCUCGCCUUGUUCUUCCUCCCCCUGUCGGUAGCCUGGCGAAUCACCCAGGGCUUCGCAUACCUAUUCUCGUCGCUAUUCCCAUUCCUACCUCGACUUCUGUCGAAUUUCUAUUCUCCAUUAAACCGGCGGGGUCGUUCUACCACUUCCAGCCGGCGGAGUCUGAACCCGCGCGAUACGGCCAGUCGCUUCAUCCGAGAGUUCGAAGAAGAUAAUGGAGUCACGGGACUCCCAUGGUUCGAAGGUGGAUACGCACAGGCAUUGGAUCUUGCGAAGAAGGAUUUAAAAUUCCUUCUGGUGGUACUGUUAAGUCCCGAACACGAUGAUACGACGAGUUAUACGAAGGAGACACUAUCAAACCCGGAGUUUGUAAAGUUUAUUAAGGAUCGGGAUAUCAUAUUAUGGGGCGGUAGCGUUGCGGAUUCAGAGGCAUAUCAAGUAUCGACGGCUUUGAUGUGUACUAAAUUCCCGUUCUCGGCGUUGAUAACGCAUACGCCGCAGACUUCUUCGACGGCAAUGUCGGUUGUUACGAGGGUCACGGGGGUUGUUUCGCCUCAAAAGCUUAUUUCCAAAUUGACCGCUGGGAUUGCGGCACACUCCGAGGCGUUGAACACGAUACGAUCACGAAGGGCGGCUGAAGCAGCGGACAGGAGUAUCAGGGACGAGCAAAACAGGGCUUAUGAAGCGUCGCUAGCUCGGGAUGCAGAAAGGGCAAGGCAGAGAAGGGCGGACGAAGCUGCUAGGUUAAAAGCCGAGCAAGAGGAAAAGGAAAGACAGGAAGCGAUGGAGUUGGAGGAGAAGAGACUUCUUGCUUGGAGGAGAUGGCGGGCUCGGGGUUUGAAAGCUGAACCGGAAGCUGGGCCGGCGACUUCGAGGUUGGCACUUACGUUAUUGGACGGACAGAGGAUAGUCAGACGGUUCGGGCUGGGGGAUUUGGUGGAGGAUGUUUAUGCGUUUGUGGAGUGUUCUGGUGUCGAAGCUGGGAGUGAGUCUUCUCCGCCUGAGAAGUAUGAGCAUCAGUAUGGAUUCAAGUUGGUCAGCAACCUGCCGAGAAAAGUGUUUGAGCCGGACCAGGGGCAGACGGUUGGAGAUAGUUUUGGAAAGUCGAUGGUUUUGAUUGUUGAACCUUUGGCUCAUGAAGAAGAUGAUGAGGAUGAGGAUGAGGACGAGGACGAGGAGUGA